This is a messenger RNA of Dimorphilus gyrociliatus, 3451 nucleotides long. Lineage: Eukaryota; Metazoa; Annelida; Polychaeta; Dinophilidae. The record is from the annotation of a GenBank genome assembly.
CUCUCUCUCUCUCUCUAUCUAUAUCUAUUGCUUCACUUUGUCGUUUGCUCUCUUUUCCUCGUUCUCGAUUACCUUUCUUUUUCAACCCUUCACGUGAAUAUACAGUAUGUUUGCAUUACUUUUCAUGUUACUACAUAUAUCUGUUUAUUUCUUCUUUUGUAUUUUCCAUGUACUUAUGUUACUUUCCUCUGUUUCUUUACUUCUUCCAUACGGUAGGCGUAUUUAACAGAGAAUCGUGCAGUACAACAGUGAAUCGUUAGUAGAACAAAAGAGGGAAAGUUGACGCUUUAUGUUCACCUUUCAAUAAUGUUUCUUUCACCGGAAAGAGGACGUUUUUUGACAUAAAAAAUGAGUUUUAAAUGCCGAAGUAUUAUUACUAAAAAAACUCGAUAUUAAGGAACGUUUUUUUUCUGUAUUUAUUUAUCUUUUUUUUUUUCUCGAACUAUCUCACUCUCCCCCUCGCCCCCUCUCUCACUCUCUUUCUCUCUCUGUCCUAAAAAGAGGGACUAUCACUCAAGAAAGGCAUACUAAAUGCUGUAUAUUUCAAAUAGGAAAAAAAAAACAACAAAGCUACGUCUACAAGUUCGGCGGUCACGUAGUUGUCGUAGCCGGCUUUUUCGCCCGUAAUUAACGAGCGUUUAUUACAAUGUCUACCGUAAAAAAAAGCGGCAAACAAGUCUUUUUUUUCAGUACAAUGGGGAAUGACUAAAGAAAGGAAAGAAAAGCAGAUGAGAAAGAGAAACUAUUAUAAAACAAAUUGGUAAUUAAUCGGGGAAUAAAUUCUUCAAGUAGUCUAACCCAAUAGAGCAAAGAGAAGAAGGAAAAGGUUGAGGGAAGAAUUGAGGAAGUGAGUAUGGGGAAGAAGAGAGACUUCUAAUUGCGAUGGUUUGAAACGCCCAAUUAAGGAGUGCUAAGUGGGUCAAUUGUAUAACGUAAUCAAAGCGAGGCUGAGGCCAUCCUACCGCAUUAUCAAAGUGUCAAGAACAAAAUGAGGAAGCAGACGAAUAAUGCCCCAUAGACGCCGCUGCGGCGCGCUCUUCGCUCUUCUUUUAUAUCUUUCAUUUGCUGUGCAGAAUGCGGUCGACGACUAUUUAUUCGACGUUCUAUUUCAUAUAUUCUUCAAUUAUUUCAGGUACGUUUGAAAAGAAUAUAAUGUCUGUUUUUCUUUGAACGGCAGCAAACUUUGUGUGUAAUAAUCACGUUUGCGUGUCGUUCUUUUCGACGUUGAUGUAUGAGGUGGAAGAGAGGCGGAAAGAUAAUAGCGUUUUACUGGCGGAGACAUCAUUCGAAUAGUCUGUCAUGGUAAAGGUUAAGAUUAUGUAACGUUAAAUAGACGCUUUACAAUAUUAUUUGUGUACCAAUUGAAGAACGUUUAUUGACGACACUAUGAAUAUUUAAAUACGUCAUCGUGAAAAAAAAGAAACGCUAUAUUCGAUCUAAUUCGUCAAUUUUCUACUGUAAACAAAGCGAACGACGGAAUUUGGCCGACAGGCAAAUUGCAGUUUUCGUUGCAGAAAUAUACUUACAGCACUUAGCAGAGAACGUCUAUUCGACAACAUUUAGAUAUUUAGGCAUUAAUUGCAUUUCGUCGUGACGUUUCAAUCAGACGUCGUCGUACAUAUUAUACAUUGUUUGGCAAACAAUUUGCUUAGAGUAAGAAACAAACAACUGGGAAGGAACAAGAAUCGAUUAAAAUAAUAUAAUUUUCCCUUAUGACUUUAAUGCACCUUCUGUCUACUAUACAGUAUAUAUAUAUAUAUAUAUAUAUAUGUUAGUAAUAUAUCCUUGACUGUCCUAAACCAUAUAUUGUAUAUAUAUAUAUAUAAUUUGAUAUCUUUAUUUAUAUAUUUAACUCAACGAAGCAUUUGCAUUUUUUUUCUCCUUUUUUCUAUAGCCGACUUGAAAACUGAGACCGUGUGCCAAGUGAACGAAUUUAAAGCUGAUUGCCUAGAAGAUGAAACUAUAAUAAUAAAGAAAGCUCUAUGGGGGAGAAUGAAAAAAGGACAUUGCAUUGAACGUACUCUUGGAUGGGUAAAUUGCUCCAGUAAUAUAAUUGACUAUUUAGAUAAGAAAUGCUCAGGAAAGAAGAGGUGUUCCUUUCUUGUUCCAAAUGAAGACUUGGAUAACAUAGAUCCCUGCAAUUCGAUAGACUUAAAAAAUUAUCUAGAAGUGGAAUAUGUCUGCAUUAAAGAACGUAAAUUACCCUGUAGAAUCAGUCGGAGACUCUCCUCUUCUGCGCCAUCUGCCGUCCUUUUUCCAAAUACAUCAUGCUCUAGUCAAAUUCAAGCGAAAGAAGGUCAGCGAAUUAGGGUCAAAAUCUAUGGCAUUUCAGUACCUUACGAUGUAUCAUUGGAUAUUUGGGAAGCGGGACGCUCUGUUAAGAAAUUCGAAUUUCGGAAUAAUAAAGUUACAAGAUAUUCUUACGAAUCGGAAAGUAGCCGUUUGAAUAUCUCGUUGACAAACUUUCAUACUCACCGAUUUGACGAGGAGAGGAUAUUCGUUACCUAUGAUUAUAUCGGAUGUCCGCACUUAUACUUUGCCGAAAAGAAUAUCCAAGUGAAAAUAUUACACGACUCAGUAACCGCCGAAAUAACUUGCCGCGCAGAUGGCCAUAUUUAUAAGCAUACUUGCGUCGGACAUAAAUGGAUAGGACCAACAGUCAACUGCAAUCCAACAUCUCCCAAAAAUAAUGCAGAUGGCGCUAGUCAGUUAUCAAUGCCUCACGGAAUAUCGAUGGCCUUGACCGUAAUAAUAGCAUUAGCAAUUGCCUUUCUUCUGCCCGCUUUAGUUCUGCUCCUUUUACGGAGAAGAUUGGCAAAAAAGAAGAAAAAGAGUAGAAGGAUACCAACUGAAGAUAUUUAUGAUAAAUAUAAUAACGUGGCUGUUUUGGGAACAAGAAAAUGCUGCAAAUUUGAAAAUGAAAAUGAAGAUAUACCACCAGAUAUUUUGGGAGAUGGACAAACUAACUUAUCCCUUAUAAAACCUUAUAGGAACGCCAGUGCUGUUUAUUAUUCCCAAGUGCCUAAUUACGACAGGUCACUAUAUUUUACCAAUCAUAAUUAAAGCAGGUAUAUUUUUUACAAAGAAGAGAAGAUGAAAAUUACAAGAUCAAAAGUAUUUAAGCGUUUAGAAGGCUGCUAAAAGAUGGAGAGAGAGAGAGAGAGAGAGAGAGAUACUGUAUAUGUGUACAUUAUAUGUAUAAAGUAUAUAAGUACAUAUGUAUAUACUAUAUAUUUCCAUGUAGAUGUAAAUAUAAUAUACGUCAUAUGUAUGUUUUUAACAUCAUCUAUAAAUAUAUCUUACGUAUUGUGUGCAUCAGAUAUGUGCACCUCCAACUAGAUUUUCUUCUUAUUGAAACAUAUUAUAUACGUUGUAUAUUCGAGUGUUUCCUUUUCUUCUUCCCUUUUUUCUACAAAUAUAAAUCAAAAGUCUGAUCUACCUAAGUUUUUUU